AUGAAAACCAAAUUGAAUCCACUUUUCUUAAUCACAUUUAUUAUAUUAGUAACCUAUGUCUCAAUUGGAAUUGCUCAAGAUAACUCUUGCAUAAACAAGCUAUCACCAUGUUUAAACUACCUCAAUGGGACUAAAAACCCACCUGAUAGUUGCUGUGAUCCAUUAAAAUCCUUGAUUAAAUCAGAUGCAGCAUGUUUAUGUAGCUUGGCAAGUAACAAAGGUGCAAGACAAGCUGAGAAAGCUGGUAUUAAUGUUACUGAGGCUCAGAGUUUGCCUGCAAGAUGUGGCCAACAUGUUAAUCCACUGUCUUGUCUCACAAAUUCUGGUGGUUCCGGGAACUCGGCAGCAAAGUUGAUGAACAUGUCUUGGCUAGUCAUGAUGGUUUCAGUUGUGUCAUGUGUUAUACACAUGUUGUUAGGAUCGGUCUAG
This is a messenger RNA of Lathyrus sativus (Indian pea), 429 nucleotides long. The record is from the annotation of a GenBank genome assembly. Lineage: Eukaryota; Viridiplantae; Streptophyta; Magnoliopsida; Fabales; Fabaceae.